This is a messenger RNA of Mesorhabditis belari, 855 nucleotides long. NCBI's taxonomy places the organism in Eukaryota, Metazoa, Nematoda, Chromadorea, Rhabditida, Rhabditidae. The record is from the annotation of a GenBank genome assembly.
AUGGUUGACAAGGAGAAGUGGUUUUACGAGGAUUUCGGUCUUGUUCAGAUUGGUUUUUACUCGACCGCCGAAGAUGAGGAGAAACGAGAGGGACGUGAAGGUGAUUGGGCUCAAUUCGAGCAUACCAACGCGAAGAUCUUUGAGGAUUUCGAGUUGGUGAGAAAAGAGAUCGCCGAUGAGACGGAUCGAUCGACCGGAACAAAUAAGGGAAUCGAUGACAAGCCGAUUUCGUUGAGGAUCUUCUCGGAUCGUUUCCCCAAUUUGACGCUAGUCGAUCUUCCAGGAAUGACGAAAAUCCCUGUCGGCGAUCAACCACUUGAUAUUGAACAACAAAUCCUCAAAAUGAUCAUGCACUACAUCAACAACCCCAACUCGAUUAUCCUGGCGGUAACUCCAGCGAAUCAGGAUUUUGCUACUUCUGAACCGAUGAAAAUGGCCAAAGAGGUCGAUCCGGAAGGUGAGCGAACGUUGGCGGUUUUGACCAAGUUGGAUUUGAUGGAUCGUGGCACAAAUGCUUUGGACAUCCUAUCGGGUCAACUCGUGGACGUAAAGUUAGGAAUCGUCGGUGUGGUGAAUCGUUCACAGGCUGAUAUCAUGGCCGAGAAGCCAAUGGACGAGGCCUUACAAGCCGAAGAAGCAUUCUUCCAGAAAGAGUAUCCGAAUUUCGCGAAAACCCAGGGCACACGCUAUUUGUCCGUGAGACUUAAUGUGCUCUUGAUAAAUCACAUUCACGAAUGUCUGCCAAGUUUGAAAGACCGAGUGGCAUCGCUCAUCAGCCAGUAUGAGGUCAAGUUGAACGUCUACGGAAGGCCGAUCGAGGACAAGAAUCAAGCGCUGCUGAAAAUCCUUACCAAG